AUGACGUUCCACGUCGGCCUCUCCUGCGUCCUGUGGUGUCUCCUCGUCGUCGGUGAUGAUGCCCGGGCAUCCAGCAAUGAUCAGGACAAGCCCACCGCCAGACCCGUAUUCAGCAGUCGCCCCUUCAUGGUGGCAUGGAAUGCACCCACCCAGGACUGUCCGACGCGUUUCGACAUACCGUUUGACCUGCGGCUCUUUGACCUCAACGCCUCCCCCAAUUUGGGGUUCACGAGGCAAAACCUCACCAUCUUCUACAAGGAGCGCCUGGGGUUCUACCCUUCCAUCACCGAGCGCAACGUUUCCAUCAAUGGAGGCGUGCCGCAGAACGCCAGCCUGCGGGCCCACCUGGACGAGAUGCCGAAGGGGAUCAACAAAUACAUCCCGGAAGCCGAUAAGGAGAAGGACGGACUGUCGGUCAUCGACUGGGAGGAAUGGCGUCCCAUUUGGAUCCGGAACUGGCAGGCGAAGGACAUUUACAGGCAGGUCUCGCGGCAGCUGGUGAAUUCUCGCCAUCCCAACUGGACGAGCGAGGACCAGGUCAGGCAAGCUCAAUAUGAAUUUGAGAACGCUGCCCGCGAGUUCAUGGCGGAAACGCUGCGAUACGGCAAAAACUUUCGACCCCGACAGCUGUGGGGGUAUUACCUGUUCCCGGAUUGUUACAAUCACGACUAUCAGACCAACUGGGACAGUUAUACCGGCAAGUGCCCCGACGUGGAGAUCUCGCGGAAUGACAAGUUAUGGUGGCUGUGGGAGGAGAGUACCGCCCUUUUCCCAUCCAUCUACCUGGACCCCAUGCUGACUUCUUCCUCAAAUGGACGCAAGUUUGUUCACCACCGCGUGAAAGAGGCCAUGAGGAUCGCCUACAAACACCACCGAGACUACUCCGUCCCCGUCUUUGUGUAUACGAGGCCCACCUACAUGAAAAGGCUGGACUUCCUCUCCCAGGAGGAUCUCAUCUCCACCAUUGGGGAGAGUGCUGCGCAAGGGGUGGCCGGAGUAAUAUUUUGGGGUGAGGCAGAAUACACCAAAAAUAAGGAAACCUGCCAGAAGAUCAAGUCCUAUGUGGAUGAGGAUUUGGGUCGCUACAUUGUGAAUGUCACCACCGCGGCGUCUCACUGCAGCCAGGCGCUGUGCGACGGGAACGGACGCUGCCUGCGCAAAGAAAACAUCACCGACGCCUUCCUGCACCUCAACCCCGCCAGUUUCCGCAUCGUGACGGCCAGCACGCCCACGUCCAACGCCUCUGUUCCUAUCUGGGCGGAGGGUCGGCUCUCGCCGGGGGACGUGGCCCUUCUGAAGACUCAGUUCCGCUGUCAGUGUUACAUUGGCUGGCACGGGGGCUCCUGCAGCCUCCAGAAUAGUACCUAUAAAAUCGCGGGAGCCGCAGAGCUCUUCUAUGGCCGCGUAUGGUUGUGGUUAUUAUUGGCUUCCGUUCUCAUGCUGCUUUAA
Staurois parvus is the source of this 1449-nucleotide messenger RNA. Lineage: Eukaryota; Metazoa; Chordata; Amphibia; Anura; Ranidae. The record is from the annotation of a GenBank genome assembly.